GGGAGCCCCUAGAGCCGUCAAGGACCCCACACUGGGAGGGUGCAGAGUGCUCGCCCCGCCCCUUGUCCGCUGGGGGUUGACUGGAGCCAGGAUGGCAGCUCGGCGUGUGCUGAAAGCUGUCUUGGUGGAUCUCAGUGGCACACUUCACAUUGAAGACUCAGCUGUGCCGGGUGCACAGGAAGCUCUUAAAAGACUGCGCAGUGCUCCAGUGACGAUCCGCUUUGUCACCAACACGACGAAGGAGUGCAAGCAAGACCUGCUGGGGAGGCUGCAGAAACUGGGGUUUGACAUUGCCGAGGAUGAGAUCUUCACGUCUCUGACUGCAGCCAGGAGUCUCCUGGAGCAGAAGCAGGUCAGGCCCCUCCUGCUGGUGGACGAUAAUGCGCUGCAUGAUUUCAGAGGCAUAGAUACCAACGACCCCAAUGCAGUGGUGGUUGGACUGGCACCUGAGCACUUUAACUACCAGAUGAUGAACCAGGCGUUCCGGUUGAUACUGGAUGGUGCUCCACUUAUAGCUAUCCACAAAGCCCGAUACUAUAAGAGGAAAGAUGGCUUGGCUCUGGGACCUGGACCAUUUGUAACUGGUCUGGAAUAUGCUACAGACUCCAAAGCUACAGUGGUAGGGAAACCAGAGAGAACAUUCUUCCUAGAAGCCUUACGGGGGACUGGCUGCACACCGGAAGAAACUGUUAUGAUUGGCGAUGACUGCAGGGAUGAUGUUGGUGGGGCCCAGAAUGCUGGCAUGCUGGGUAUUCUAGUAAAGACUGGUAAAUAUCGACCAGCAGAUGAAAGCAAAAUCAGUCCCCCUCCUUAUUUAACCUGUGAGAGUUUCCCAAAGGCGGUGGAUCACAUUCUACAGCACCUGCUGUGAGACGGGAGUGUUGUGAUGGAAGAAACCAGGCUCUGUUUUCACACUGUUGCCUUUAUUCCCCACCGCACCCUUCAAAGCAAAGAAAUGUCCAGGCAUCAGUGUGCACACUACACCUGCAACCAAGAGAACAGGCUUCACUCUAGAGCACUGAAAAGAAAUGGAACCAACCUGCAGCUUAAUGGAAAAGCCUUGGUAAAAACACAAAGAUGAAGCACUGAGAAAGGAAAAACAGGUCUCAGGUCAGCUCAGGGAAAGAAAACCAAGUGGCAGAUGAAACAAAUUGCUUUUGUGCAUUAUGUGGGGAAAGGAAAGUGACAAAGCUUUUUCUCUUUGACUCCUAGGAAAUCACUGAUUUAAAGGCUCAUCUGAAAUGUGCUAAGUGAGCUAAGGCGGAGAACCCACCAAACUAACCUAAACAGAGCAAAACAGGCAUUUCCAGCCUGAAACAGCAUCAGCAAGGUUUGUGUUACUUGCCAUGUGUCUCCUCUCUACUCUGAUCCAAUUUAAAUGUAGAGAUGAGGCACAUUUAGGAGUGACUUUUAAUUUAAAAUAUUGCCAUUAUUAACUACUCACUGAUGAUUUCUGUCCCUUCAUUAGAGCAGGUAACACUGGCUUUUGUUUUUCAAAUUUUAUGUAAAAUUAAAACUAUCAGUAUUUUACAGAUGUUUUAAUUAGAUGCCGUUAUUAACAGGAAUGGUACAGAAACAAAAAUCUGGUCCUUAAUGGCUUAUAGACCAUGAAUUUUUGAAGUUAGACUGCAACAGGGUCCUAUUAGCACUACCGUUGCAAAAUUUCACUGUUGUUUUUUUUCUUUAUGAUGCUCUGGGAAAAAUCCUUCAUGAGCCGUGGGGACAGAUUCCCACUUUUAUGCAUUUGGUUAGUACAGCUGGAAAAUGACAUUUCAUUCCGUAGCCUGCAUUGCUUUUCCUGCACGUGCUAAAUCCAAAAUGAACUAACUUUCUAAUGAUGGUAAAUGGCUUUCCUUGUGCAUUUGCAAACUGUAAUAAUCGAAGUCCCUUGCAGUUGUUUUACAGUGCUCCUGAGUGUUAAAUUAUUACGCUGUAACUGUACAUCAUUGUAGUAUUCACCUUAUUGAAAAUACAGCUUUGUGUUAAUGAGCCAUGCCAAUUUUUGUUAAGAAAAGCCAUUAUGAUGAAUGUGGAGCAGGCUUCACAUAUGUGAAGGGUCUUGCUGUUGCUUUGUUGGGUGGCCACGUGUAAUGUGGAGCUGAUCUCUGCAGAUGCCAAAUGACGUAGCAUGAACAUGUGGGUGCAGCGUGGAAGCCGUGCAAGAGGAACACAAGCAGCAAGGGCAGUUCUUUGGUGCAGGGAUGGUCCUUUUGCUGGGUGUGUGUACCAGACACCGGACACUGGCAUCCUGGUGUUGUGUGGCUGUAGUAAGAAGGGAAGGAAAGGGUGCUGAAUGGCUGAUGGUUGUGUGUGAGGUGUAGGUUGAUUUUGCUCAGGUACCCAGACCAGACCCUUGGCUCCUGUGUGGGUAGCCUAAAGAAUGGGAGCUUUCUGAGCUGGGAAGGCAGUAAGCAUGGAAACACUCCUUCUGCCAGGACUGUUCCAAGUUGGAUCUUCUCUGCUUUACCACUGUGAGUGAGCUAGCUAGGUAGUGUGAGGGUUACCACUAAAGUGCUCAAAUGUACAACUCCAUCCAGAUACAGAGUUUCUUAAAAAAAAAAUCUCCAUUUUCUUUAACAUUCCUCUACAAGGAGCUACCUUGUCUCCUCCUCCUCAAGAUUAGAGUCUCCCAUAGUCUCGUGCAAGUUGCACUACAGAGAACAUGGCUCAGCCCUGUAGCACUGCUUGACAUUUGCAAGGUUUUGAACACUGAACUUUCAAAAAAAUAAGUAGCCACCGGCCAUCCCAAUCCACUGUCCCCUCCAUCCCCUUUAAUUCCACAAAUAUGCCCAAUCCCAGCCUUUACUUUUGCUCUCCUAGUAACAGCUCCUCUUUUGUUUGUGCAUCACCCAUCUUUGUGAAUACCUUU
Molecule: messenger RNA, 2869 nt
Organism: Gavialis gangeticus (Gharial)
Lineage: Eukaryota; Metazoa; Chordata; Crocodylia; Gavialidae
Gene: HDHD2
Product: haloacid dehalogenase like hydrolase domain containing 2
Exons: 7
Coding region: 92-871 (259 amino acids)
Biological process (GO): dephosphorylation
Molecular function (GO): phosphatase activity
Source: RefSeq, a predicted model, not a curated record